AACAAUAUGGCGUUUGGUACGAAAAAAGAAAUUGAAAUACGUUGACGUUUUCAGAAUCCCAUUCCACUUCACCGUUCUCAGGCCAGGCAUUGAAAUUCUCCUCCCUUUCAGAGAAUUGGGAAUUAGGGUUUUGUUUAAUGCAGUCUAACAAAGAAAGCCCAUUUCUUUCAAUUCUCUGUUACUUUUAAUCUUCUCCUUCAUCGCACUUUUAUGGCGGACCACUCCGACGACUCGCCUCUCAUCCCACCUUCUCCGAUCACUGAUCCCAACGAGAUCGACCUCGAGGCAGGCCCCGGCGAACAAAUCCAGUGCCGAAUUUGUCUUGAAACAGACGGUAGGGACUUUAUAGCUCCUUGUAAGUGCAAGGGCACGUCGAAGUACGUGCACCGGGAAUGUUUGGAUCAUUGGCGAGCCGUAAGGGAGGGAUUUGCAUUUGCUCACUGCACAACCUGUAAAGCCCCUUACCACCUGAGAGUCCACGUUGCUGCCGAUAGGAAAUGGAGAACCUUGAAAUUCCGAUUCUUUGUGACUAGAGACAUCAUGUUUAUAUUUCUGACUGUUCAACUUGUUAUAGCUUCAUUGGCAUAUCUGGUGUAUUUGACAGAUGGCUACCAGCAAUCCUGGCUUCGCCGUGCUUGGGGUUUUGAUAGUGAGGUUACUUUCUAUUACAUUUGUGGAGCUCUAUUGUUUUUCGCUUUGCUUGGUUUGUCUGGGUGCUUCAUUACUUGUUAUGAUCGAAGAGUGCGCAAUGAUUUGGCCCAGCCUUGCCGAGAAUUAUGCCUUUGUUGCUGUCAUCCUGGAGUUUGUGCAGACUGUCAUUUGCCUGGCACCCUUUGUAUGUGGACUGACUGCACCACAUGCUUUGAGAGCUGUGCAAGUAUGGCAGGUGAAUGUGGUUGCUUAGGAGGUGCUGGUGAAGCAGGGUUACCACUACUGUUUAUAAUGGCAUUGGUUGUGCUCGGACUAUUUACUUUGACUGGAAUAUUCUAUAGUGUAUUGGUUGCUACUAUGGUAGGGCAAAGGAUCUGGCAGCGGCAUUAUCACAUACUUGCAAAAAGGAUGCUAACAAAAGAAUAUGUUGUUGAAGAUGUCGAUGGUGAAAUGACGGGAUCUGAUUGGUCUCCCCCUCCUCUUCCACAAGAGCAUGUUCAACAACUGAAGACACUUGGCCUCUUAUAAGUUAAAAAGGGUUCUCAAAAAUAUCAUCAAUACUCACAACAAAUAUCAUGGUGCAUAUUUCACUUUCUCUCCUCCUAUUUGGUAAAUCAGUCCGUUACUUGUCGUCUUAUCUUCGUUUAAUCAUAUAUUUCUUAUCUGGGUCACUGAGAAAUGAGAAUGAUGUGGAAGGCGCUUGUAAAGAAGUUAUAUUCAUUAAAACUGGUUAUGAUUAAUGGAAGGUAACUUUUGAGAUUGAGAUUUAUUAGAUGGGUAGAAGAAAAGAAAUUUGGGUUUAGAAGAAUGUCUUAACAAGCUAACGUGCGUGUAUUAAUGUAUAUCAGUGAGGUUUACAAACUUGUAAUUUGCUGGAGGUGGUGUAUUGUACUUGGCUUCUAUUAUUUUUGCUGUUGUAUUGGUAAAUAAAAGAAUCUGCAACUAAAAAA
Messenger RNA from Humulus lupulus (European hop), 1601 nucleotides. RefSeq lists its product as uncharacterized. The record is from RefSeq and is a predicted model, not a curated record. The transcript is spliced from 7 exons. Gene Ontology annotation, molecular function: zinc ion binding. Lineage: Eukaryota; Viridiplantae; Streptophyta; Magnoliopsida; Rosales; Cannabaceae. The coding region runs from base 211 to 1179 and encodes 322 amino acids.